UGUGUGUGUGUGUGUGUGUGUGUGUGUGUGUGUGUGUGUGUACGUGUGUGUGUGUGUGUGUGUACAUUCAUAUGAUUUAGAAAUCCAAUUGAGGAAACAAAUCAAACAUGCUUUGCACUAUUUGUGAAAGAAGCACAAACCACUAAUAAGUAAAGAAUAGUUAUAAACAAAGAGGAAAGAGAGAACUUGGGGCUUUGUUCAGGUUAUUCCUAACAUGUGGUCACGGACCAUAAUCUCUCCUUCAAGUGCUUCCAGAACACCUUCCGCGAUUUAUCCGUCAUGCUGUAAUGUCUGUUUUGCUGUGUAUGGGAAUGAUUCUUCCUUUGAGGCUCAGUGCCUUUUUAUAUUUGGAAGACAACUCCAUUAACGCCAAUUAAAAGGGAGUCCUCGUCAGUCCUUUCCUGUUGUAGCUGUAUAUUCUUAUUCCAGCAUGUGGACAGGGGUCGUAUAGUGUAGUCUAUGAAAUGCUCUAUACAACUUUUGUCAGCCCUUUUUACUGUUUUUAUUUUUUUAUUUUUAUGUAGCCUAUCUUGUCAGCUGAAUUUUGUAUCGAUCCAAUUUAAUUUUAAUAAAAUAUAAAGAAAUAAAGAAUAUGUGUGAGUCAGUAACUGUUAUUUCAGGUAGAUGAAACACCACUUGUAUCUUUGCAGACAAAUCUGAUCACAUUAACUCAACAUGUAGGCUACACUGGUAUAGGCUUAUAUAGCACAUGUGUUUAUCGUAGGGAUGUUGUGAGACUUUUUUUCCAUCAGGGAACGUAUCAGACUGGCUCCUUCCCUCCUCGUCCUGCCCUCCUCUGGACUAGAGCUGUCUGGAGUUGGAAUCAACCCGUCGCCUCACAUCCCUCCAGAGCGCGCGCGCACACAGCCGUCUAUACACGAUGUCUCCUCUCAUUGCCCGCCUGCUGCUGCUUGUCUGCUUGGCUUUACCUCUUUAUGGCGUGGAAAAGGUGAGAAAUAGAGGAUACCGAAAGGAUCCUGACGCCGACAAGUGCACUGGGAAUGACGCAGACAAGCCCAACUGCACUAGACACUCUGGAGAAGGAAGAUCUGCUCAUUUGAACAACACGUAUGGCAGUUGCAUACAGGGGCCAGCAGGCACUGCCGGCAGAGAGGGCAACCCCGGAACCAAUGGCAUCCCGGGGACGCCGGGCAUCCCUGGCCGGGACGGGAACAAAGGUGAGAAAGGCGAGUGCAUCAACGAGAUCUUCGAGGAGGCCUGGAGGCCCAACUACAAGCAGUGUGCCUGGAACUCUCUGAAUUAUGGCAUCGACCUGGGUAAAGUGGCUGACUGUACGUUCACCAAGCUGCGUACGGACAGCACCCUCAGGGUCCUCUUCAGUGGCUCCCUCAGACUCAAGUGUAAGAACGCAUGCUGCCAGAGGUGGUACUUCACCUUCAAUGGGGCGGAGUGCGCCGGACCCCUCCCCAUAGAGUCCAUCAUCUACUUAGACCAAGGAAGUCCUGAGCUCAACUCAACCAUCAACAUCCACAGAACGUCCUCGGUUGAAGGGCUGUGUGAGGGAGUGAAAGCAGGGUUGGUGGACGUGGCCGUGUGGGUCGGGACCUGUGCCGACUAUCCCAGAGGUGACGCUUCUACAGGGUGGAAUUCAGUAUCCAGGGUUAUCAUUGAGGAACUGCCAAAAUAAAAUAAAAAUAAGUUACAUGUAAGGGAGGGGCCGGUCCUGGUAGUGUGGCAGUAUGUUAUUUGGCCCUCCAAAACGAUCAGGUACGGUUUGCUGAGGCGUCACAGCAUCACUGAUGGGAACUUGAAUGUUUUCUUUUUAAAUACUAGUUGACAGGCCUAUAAACAAGAAUACUGUGUCAUUCUGUCUACCAGGAAUAACCUUUGUACUGUACCUCUUCUGCUUAUGGGUGCUGCUGCUGGUGCACAGUAACCAUUUAACAGACAUUGUGACAAGACAUUGACAAUAUUUAAACUAUGUACUCAUGUGCCAUGUUUAUAUUUGUUAUUACUGUUAAUAAAGUCUUUUUUUUUUUUUCUAUUAAGAAUUUAACUCUAACUUUCUAACUACUUGUGAUGUUUAGGAGCUUUGAAAUACACUGCGCUAAAUUCAGUGUAGCCACAAAGUUAUACAUUCAAUGUAUAAAUCCAACACAACAAUGCAGACAAAGCAGUUUGGGGUUUAUAACAAAAGCAGUUACAAUUUGUAGCCAGGUAAUAAAGGAAUUAUGGGGAUAAACAAAAAUAAUCCCAAAUUGCUGUUGUAUGUUCACAUAAAGCAAUAAUUUUAAAGAGAAACUCAUACGACACACACGUGCAACUGGAACCCUGAGAUCUACAAUUUUGCUGUUAAUAAUCAGCUUUUCAUAAGUGUGUUCCCCUUUCUGCUGCCAGAAAACAUCAAAUGUAAACAUAAUUAUGACAAAAGGCUGCACGUCCUUUGGCGUUUAGUUGCUCAGUUUUGGCAACUAUUGUCCAGUUGUUCCCAGUGCAAACAAAUGCUUCUCGCAUCUGCACCUUUACAUGUACACUGCACCGAGAGUUUCUCUGAAUGCCACCAAAGCGUCAGUGUGAGCUCAGAGUCUUCGCAAGCUGUCCGCGCUGCGCUUUUAGGCCUCACUGAUUUUGUCCCAGGAGGUAGUGAGACACAUUCUCAUAAACUACAAACGUGAUGCAGCAGGCGGGA
Anarrhichthys ocellatus (wolf-eel) is the source of this 2650-nucleotide messenger RNA. RefSeq names its product collagen triple helix repeat-containing protein 1. The record is from RefSeq and is a predicted model, not a curated record. The transcript is spliced from 5 exons. Lineage: Eukaryota; Metazoa; Chordata; Actinopteri; Perciformes; Anarhichadidae. Bases 881 to 1648 code for a protein of 255 amino acids.